Molecule: messenger RNA, 987 nt
Organism: Pyrus x bretschneideri (Chinese white pear)
Lineage: Eukaryota; Viridiplantae; Streptophyta; Magnoliopsida; Rosales; Rosaceae
Product: protein LURP-one-related 10-like
Exons: 3
Coding region: 67-762 (231 amino acids)
Source: RefSeq, a predicted model, not a curated record
CCAAGUUUGUGUUUCCAAAAAAAAAAAAAAAAGUGUUCAUCAACAUCUAACAUUUCUCUGAUCAUCAUGAAACAAGCAGAACCUAGCGCGCCACCGUUAGCAUACGCCAAUCCGGCGCCGACAGCGUAUGCCAAUCCGGGGCCAACGUCGUCUGUGAAUCCGGCGCCAAUAGCGUAUGCUAAUCCCGCCGUUGCGAUCAUCAGCCCUCAUUUCUGCAGUCCUCACCCUGUGGAUAUUGCAAUUGUCAGAAAAGUUCUUACCAUAACAGAUGGAAACUUUGUAGUCACAGAUAUCAAUGAUAAGAUCAUCUUUAAAGUGAAGGGAGUUCGAUGGAGCCGUCAUGAUCGUCGAGUCUUGCUCGAUACUGCCGGAUAUCCUAUUGUCACCCUAAGAAAGAAGUUGAUGAGUGCACAUGAAAGAUGGCAAGUUUUCCGGGGGGAUAGCAAAGACUCAAGGGAUCUGAUUUUUAGUGCCAAGAGAUCUUCACUGCUGCAAUUUAAUACCAAACUGGAUGUUUUCUUAGCACAAAACACAGCAGAGAAUGCACCGGACUUCAGAGUCAAGGGAAGUUGGUUUGAACGAUCUUGUACCAUAUAUGCUGGGAACUCCUCCACAAUCAUUGCCCAAAUGCAUAAGAAGCGAACAGUUGCAAGCAUGUUGAUUGGCAAGGACAAUUUCAUGGUGACAGUGUAUCCCGGGAUUGACUACGCUUUCAUUGUCGCGCUUAUUGUGAUUCUUGAUGAGAUUAAUAGUGAUGAUUAAAAUUAAUAUAAUGGAUAGAUCAGUUGAUUAAUUUAGAUCUACUUUAUACUUUAACUGAGGAAGCAAUGCAUGUUAGUCCCUUUGCCGUUGUGCUUUGUUUGGGCUCUUGCCCUUGCUCGGUUUUGCCUCAUGGUUAUAUUUUUCGAAUUUCGAUGUUGAACAAUUUGAUUUUUUGGUCUUUGUUUAUACAAUGAUAUUUAAACGAGGGUGGAAAAUUCUUUGUCA